GUAAAUUAGUAAAUUGUGAAUUUAGUAAAUUAAAUUUCAACGUUUGUAUUGUAAUGUUUGUAUGUGAAAAUCGAGGUUAGUGAUAAUCUUGAUCUAGAUCUUGUUUUUAUUUUAAACAAUAAAAUAAAAAAUAUUGUAUAAUUCAAAAAAAUGAAUAUAAAUAAUUCAAUUAUUGCAAAUAUUUUUUCUCCAUUUCAAGAGUACAUAAAUUCUGAACAAGAUGUCAGAGAGGAGAUACGUAAAAUAAUGAAAGAUAUAGAGAAACCAUUAAGAGAAAUAACGACUGUUCUUCAAGUUAUUCAUCAUGACCAGGAUAUAGAAAAAAUGCACAGGGCAUGUCUUAAAGCCAGAGAACUUUUCGAUGAUGUGCGAAAAGGUUACGAAGCUCUUAAUAGCACUGUACCUCCUGGGCAAUAUUACCGAUACAAUGAUCACUGGCGUUUUGCUACACAACGUCUUUGCUUCCUUGCUGCCUUGAUUAUAUUCUUAGAGAAAGGGAUUCUAAUAGAUAAAGAAACAACAUCUCAGAUAUUAGGAGUUAACGGCAAAACCAAUAUUCAUCUGGAUUUGGAGGACUACUUGAUGGGACUUCUGAAUUUAGCUUCUGAAUUGGCAAGAUAUGCAGUAAAUUCUGUAACCUAUGGUGACUAUGAAAGACCACUGCAGAUAUCAAGAUUUGUUGCAGAAUUGAACGCAGGAUUCCGGCUACUGAACCUAAAGAAUGACUCAUUAAGGAAACGAUUUGAUGCCUUAAAAUAUGAUGUGAAGAAAAUAGAAGAAGUUGUAUACGAUUUAUCCAUAAGGGGACUUGCUCAUAAUCCUAGCACAAGUGAACCCGUGAAUAUGUAAUGUUUUUAUAGGUAAAAAAAUAUGCUUCACAUAAUAUCAUACGUCACUGUUUUAUAAAAAAAAGUAUCUUUUACUUUCUGUUGUAUGUUUGCUUUGUUCUAUAAAUAUUUCAAAUAAUUUGUAGUUAAUUUAUUGAAACAUCUGAUAUUUAUUUAUGUAGAACUGAACUAUUUAUUAAUAGUUAAAGCACUAUUAGAAAAAAAUGUUUUGUUUUUUUCAGCUAUAUUUAAUGAGUAUUACUAUUUUAUUGUAGAAAGUAAUGUAGUUGUGGCUGUCACUAGUAUUUUAUAGAGAUGCACGACUUCAAAAAGUACUGGUACUGGCGUAUUGUAUUAUUUCACUUAAAAGUACCAGUUCUGUGCAAUACCAGAUGAAAAAGUAUCAGUACAUUCACAAUUCGACAUUUUAUCGAAGAUUUUAAAAAAACUUAUGUAUGCAAUUUUUUAAAUAAAUAUAAAAUAUAAACCUUUCAAAUAUUACUUUUAAUAAGACCAAAGUAAAUCGCAAGAGAUUUCUGGUCUGACUGCAAUCGAGGACAUUCUGUGUUUUAGUCUUUUUACAAUAAAGCAGCAAAGGUUUUAGCUUUUUUGGUUAUUUUAUGUCUGCCUAUUUCUGUUACUGUAGUUAAACACCAACCUGGAAGUUUUUCCGAACCCCCAAUUUGUCGUCGGGUAGGAAUCUAACUUAUCUAACUGUUCAGACAAGAGACGCCCACUAAAAUGUAGACGAGCAUCCCCAGAUGGUCACCCAUCUAAAUACUACCUGCAAUCUAUGUUGCUUGACUUCGUAUCAAUGACAUGAAUACCAAGUUGCUAAGCCGCACUCACCCUAAAAAAGUAGUUAUGCCCCUAACAUUCAAGGACAGCGACAGCCAUAUUUUCAUGCAACUGACUGAACUGCAAUUGCUAAUCACACGUACUUUAGCUAUUUACUGCUAAAUUGUAUGCCACUUUUUCUUGGAAAGUAGCCGGUAAUCAAUGAUCUCUACCUCAAACAUUAAGGUUAACUUCACUACCAAUAGGUUGUCAGGGAAUGUACCAGAUCGUAUUGUAUGGUAAGCUGUAAUACCGAUACAAAAUAUUGAUUAUGGGAAUGAAAAAAAACGGUACUCAGAAAAAUUGUAUCAUACCGUGCAUCUCUAGUAUUUUAUUUUAUAGUAUAAUCAUAUUUUCUACAGGCAGUUUAGAACUUAUUAACAGUUUGUCUGUUUUGAGUACAAUCUUAACUUUUGUAAGUUUAUCCUGUGAUGUGUUUACUGAAAAUAAAUAUUUUUUUCAAACCUU
Molecule: messenger RNA, 2132 nt
Organism: Anoplophora glabripennis (Asian longhorned beetle)
Lineage: Eukaryota; Metazoa; Arthropoda; Insecta; Coleoptera; Cerambycidae
Product: translin
Exons: 5
Coding region: 151-849 (232 amino acids)
Biological process (GO): RNA metabolic process
Cellular component (GO): cytoplasm; nucleus
Molecular function (GO): single-stranded DNA binding; RNA binding; sequence-specific DNA binding
Source: RefSeq, a predicted model, not a curated record